AGUAUGUCCUUGGAAAGAAUCUUGAGAACCUCUGUUGUUGGCUGGAGGUCAUGAAAGUGGUAAUAACAGACUCAACUGAGACUAGAGAUCCUUAGUUUACGUGAGGGAAAACAUUGACAAUGUCCUAUAAAGGUAAACAGAAAAGAAAACAGUCAUCUUUGGAUCAUUUGGACUCUGAGAUAAAAUCAUUUUCGGAAUACCUUGCCAAAGGAGAAGAAAUAAAGUUGCGGUACUGUGACUCACAAGAAAACCGUCCGAUUAUGUUACCUCCUGCUCCCAAACAGAGUUAUAUCGAUUGUUAUCCAGAUUUAGAUUCAGAUUUCGACAUCUUUGCAAGCGAUAAGCAUAAACAGUCUUGCUAUGAGACGGAGGUUCUCGUUUACAGAGCCUUAGAGCAGUUGGAUGAUAACAUUAUUGUUCUACAUAAUUUCGAGUACAGUCACCACCAGUAUAGAAUAUGUGAUAAGAGCCAUAUCAGGAAAGACUGCAGUCAAUGUAAAGGUAAGGGAGGUAACGCCAGCAAUAUAGCAGAAUGCGACUUUAUUGUGAUGGGGAAGAACUAUUUUAUUAUAAUAGAGGUGAAGAGCAUGCAUCAGGACCACUCUAAAAUUCCUGAUAAUGAAGUUACUCGUACGUAUAAAAGCAAUAAGAACACAUAUAAGGCAUGGCGUAUAGCACAAAAACAGAUACAGCGUACAAAAUGCUUGAUUGACGGUAUCAUCGAACAAUUUUUCGAAGGAAAAGAUAGAGAAAAAGUUAAAAUAGUGGGUAUUUCUGCUUUUCCUAGCACACCACGUCUAUUUCUUCAGACGGAAGGAAUUACUCUGUGCAAAGAAGAUUUUAAAGAUUUCGGAGAGUGGUGGCAGACACAUAUACUUGAUUUGAUAACCAGCAAUUAUGUUCAUGACGAUUAUGUUCAUGACGAUUUUCACAGCAAAAUGGAGAAAGCUAAAGCGAUACUACUUGCAAUAUGGUGUACUGAUAAGAACCAGUGUGAUGAAUUGAAGUGUAGUUUAGGACACAGUAUAAUGGCCAUUGACGAGGAUCUGAGACGAGGAAUGAUUACUUAUGCCAGUUACAAAAACCGUUCCAGGAAUCCUAGUGUUAUAGAAGCUCCUGACAUUAUUAGUAACUUUGUCGGGAUAAAAUACUUAACAGCAGAACAAUUUAAAGUUUUAAAUUCAGACCAGAAUCUUCUCUUCAUUAACGGACCUGCAGGUUCGGGUAAAACUGUUAUUAUGUUAGGGAAGAUCCUUCAGUUGGCCCUAAAUGACAAAGAAAACAAAGUUGUGCUAGUAACUAACAUUGGAUGGAACAGUUACACAACAUUGUAUGAAAGUACUUUCAAAAAAGCUGGUUUAUUAUAUAAAGUGGUAGACUGGGAUUUCAAGAUAGAUGAGUUAUUGGAUAAGACCUCGAUUAGCAGGAUAGUUAUACUGAAAGCAGACUUUAUAACCUGUCGUAAACUCCUGCCACGUAUUCUGGAUUAUCUGAAAUUGAGUAAUGCUCACGUAUUUAUAGACGAUUGUCAAGGAGUAGUUUAUCGCAACAUUUACUCGGUUGGUAAUCUACUAGAAUGCUUUAAACAAUUAUCUGAGAUGAAGCAUGUCUGGAUAACAUGUGAUUUAACUCAGACGACUCCGUAUUCUGGGCAAGAUCUAGGAAACAAAUUAACUCAAUCUUUCAUACGAGAUGUGGACCCUACAAACAUUGUACCUUUAAGCCUUAACUUGAGGAAUACUUGUGAUGUAACUAAUAUUUUAUCAAUAUUACGAGGGCUACAUAUAGCCUCUGAUGAAGAUUUAGAUAUUGUUUUACCUGUGCCGAAACCAGGUCAUUUUAUACACGGUACACGGACUGUAAUACACGUUAUUAGUGAGCUGAUAAUUGAUAGAGAACACUUAGUUGUGACUAUAUUAAAUAAAGAGCUUGAUAAAUUAACAUUCGGCUCGGAUUUUUCACUAGGAUUUGAAAUAGGGAUAAUAUACAAUGGUAGUUCUCGUGCCAGUUCUUCACAAUGUAUUGAAGAAACUAUAGAUAAACGAUUUGAUAGUAAUUUGCAGCUUUCAGAUAGUUCAAAUUGUUAUUCAGCUGAAUGGCCGGCUGUUAUUGUGAUACACGAUUUUGCACGUGACAUAUCUGCUCUUUACCUAGAAAUUUCUAGAGCUAGAGUACACUGUGUUGUAAUCUUAUUCUCAACAUUAAUAGAUAUUUCUGAGCUUGACUUGUUGAGCGAGCUUAACAAUUCAGCUAAAAUAAUUCGAUAUUAACAGCUUACAAGUUUUGAACCGAAGAUAUUCCUCCUAUUUAUAUUGAACUCUCUCUCUAUAAGAUGCAGCAGAAGGCAUUAACAAGACGUAUGCAGCAUGUAUAAUGCUGUAUAAUGAAUGGAACUAAAUUAGGUUUUUUUGUUCUUAUUUAAGCUUUUUGACACCUCAACAUUAUUUUAAAGUGAUUAUUUAAUCAGUGCAAUAACAUUGGCCCCUGCUACCCUCGCUACUGGGGGAAAGGGCACCUUAGCUUUGGGGCGGCAUUUUUCCGAAUUGUUGGUAUUUUUAAAAGAAAAACGUCUGAUUUGUGUAUUAUCCGGCCACUUGAACGUUCAGAUACAAAAUGCUUCCUGGGGGCGGCAAAAAAGAAGGGCUGACCUUUUUUCAGCAGGGGCGGCACAUACAGUGUAGGUACGUUUCGCCACUGUAUUUUAAAUGACUUCAAUGUAAUUCUCAUUCUGUCUAUCAUAAUUUUAGAUUUUCUUAUUAAACCAGAAUGCCCUUCUAAAAUAUAUCAUUUAUGAUUGUAUCAUAAGGAAUUAGAAUUUGAGAUAACUUUUAUUUUUCAUUUUUAAGGAUUUGAAUAAAAAUUGAUGAGGAAAUCUGAAAAUACCAGAUUGAUAGCUGAAAUCAUAUUUAUUAACGCUUUUCAUAUACAAAGGUUACAACGAAUUCCUCAUGUUAUGCAUCCUGGGUUUGGACAGGAUAGACCCGUUUAAGUUGUAACAUAUUUCCAUCACUUUACAUUACAUA
Messenger RNA from Bolinopsis microptera, 3023 nucleotides. RefSeq lists its product as uncharacterized. Lineage: Eukaryota; Metazoa; Ctenophora; Tentaculata; Lobata; Bolinopsidae. The record is from RefSeq and is a predicted model, not a curated record. Bases 120 to 2270 code for a protein of 716 amino acids. The transcript is spliced from 3 exons.